Molecule: messenger RNA, 303 nt
Organism: Zingiber officinale
Lineage: Eukaryota; Viridiplantae; Streptophyta; Magnoliopsida; Zingiberales; Zingiberaceae
Product: CASP-like protein 1C1
Exons: 3
Coding region: 1-303 (100 amino acids)
Source: RefSeq, a predicted model, not a curated record
AUGCCUCUUCUUCUAAGGCUGCUAGCUGCAGCAGCCACUCUUUGCGCAACCAUCAUCGUGGCCACGAGCCAUGACUCCACCAUGGUGUUUGGUCUAACCUUGGAAGCCAAGUUCCAGCACACUCCUGCCCUCAACUUGGUUUCAGCUUGUGUACCUUCAACGAGCUUGCUGUCAAGGUUGGUCAUUGUGCCUGAUGUUAUUUUGGCGAUGCUGCUGACGGCUAGCUGCCGUUGCAGCAGCAGGAGCCAUGGCACAGCUAGGGAAGGAAGGCAACAAUUAUGUAGGGUGGCUGCCUAUAUGUGA